Molecule: messenger RNA, 693 nt
Organism: Fusarium keratoplasticum
Lineage: Eukaryota; Fungi; Ascomycota; Sordariomycetes; Hypocreales; Nectriaceae
Exons: 1
Coding region: 1-693 (230 amino acids)
Source: RefSeq, a predicted model, not a curated record
AUGAACACAACAACAAACACAUCAACUCUUCUAGAGGACCCCCAGGGGCUCCAAGGUGAACCAUUCGGUGAAAGCUUGACCACGAAUACUUUCUGGAUACUUCUAUUCCUCAUCUUCUUCAACCUCGUCUGGACACUCUGGCAGUUGGAUGACCGUGCCUUCUGCAAGUCGGUCGACUAUCAAACACACAUCAAUGACCCAUCAAACGAUAAUACCCUUGAGCCGACACAUUUGGACUUUAUUUCGCGAAACAUCACAUCGUGGAAUGUUCAGUGCCUCGCCGUCACCUAUUCCAGUUUCCUUCUCCUAGCGCAGCUCGCCGAAGGCUACUGGAUCUGUCAAAUAUGUGCUGAGCUUACCCCUAUAAAGUUCGCCGAGUGGACUGAGGCGACCUCUCACUUCAAUCCCGCUGUCCUGCGCUACAUCUUCAAUAUCCCUGCGAUCGCCUUCUUGUUAAUUCUGUGGCUUGGAACCCUGGGCAUCGGCGCUGUCAUGCUUGAUGUCCAAUGGAGAUACACCAAGGGGCUUCUCACGCUCAAGAUUAAGGACCAAGACAAGGGGCAUUGUCAAGGCCGCCACUGCGCAGCAGAAGCCGGACAUGGUAGGAAAGGUAGCGAGGUUGAUCUAGAAUCUGGUUUAUUUAUGGCGGAUAAGGACGUCCCGGAGAAUCUUUUCGGAACGACAUAUCGAUGA